Molecule: messenger RNA, 789 nt
Organism: Parnassius apollo (apollo)
Lineage: Eukaryota; Metazoa; Arthropoda; Insecta; Lepidoptera; Papilionidae
Source: the annotation of a GenBank genome assembly
AUGAAAGAUAACAAAAUUUUCAAGCUCCUGGCAGCGCUUCUCACAUCAGCCGCCGCGCCUGAUCAUUCAUUAACGAGUGAACUUAGUGAAAAAGAAAACAAAACCAACCCUCUAGUUGAAAAUAUCAGACGACAGCUCAUGAAAGAUAACUACGACUAUGGCACCGAAGAGACGACUAUUGUAAUUAAAUCGGAAAUAGAAGAGUAUCAAAAUAAAGAAUAUAAUGACAAUCAAAUAUCAGCGAUACCACUUAAAGAAAAUAUUAGCUCUACGUUGGAUAUUCCUAAAAAAUUUGAAAGUACUGCUGACACUGAUUAUUCUUUUGUAAAUAUUACGACUUCUCAAGCAGUUCACGCUCGACGUAAACCUGAAAUGUAUGACAACCAAUCCAAGUACAUAACUGCAAGUGAAAAAAGUAAUACUGAAUCACAAAUGUAUAAAAACAAUGAAAAUAUGAAUACACAAAUAAAUCGACGCGAAGGCGCUAACAAUAUUCAGUAUGAAAAUGACGAUACAGAUACUACAACAUCAAACGCAAGAGUAAGGUAUAAUAUUUUAAAGGUCAGACGUCCAAGUCGACGUAAGCAGUUGCAAGAAUCUCAACUGGUAAAAGAAGAGAAAGAGAAUGAAGUAACCAUCAUAAACUUCGGCAAAGGCCCCGUACCAGAAUUUCGUCUGCCACGGUCACACCGGCAGUACAUGCUAGACGAAACUGACAGCGAUCUUUCCUACAUGAUAGAAAAUUCUACUUCAACUACUUUGGACUCUGCUAUUGACCUUGAUAGAUAA